Molecule: messenger RNA, 1215 nt
Organism: Dioscorea cayenensis subsp. rotundata (Guinea yam)
Lineage: Eukaryota; Viridiplantae; Streptophyta; Magnoliopsida; Dioscoreales; Dioscoreaceae
Product: transcription termination factor MTEF1, chloroplastic
Exons: 1
Coding region: 136-1068 (310 amino acids)
Biological process (GO): regulation of DNA-templated transcription
Molecular function (GO): double-stranded DNA binding
Source: RefSeq, a predicted model, not a curated record
GUGUCACUUUGGAAAUCCAAACACAUCCUUUAUUAGCCAAUCAUCAUCUUCUAGAUAGAUAAGCAAUGACAUGCUACCCUCUUUCUAUUUGGAUAAAGAGGGAAACCACAACCACAUGUGGUUCACCAGCACAGCAUGUCAGGCCUUCGUUCUCUAUGCCUUUCUCCAUCUUCUAUGCUCCCCAGCAACAGCAACAACAGCAGCAGCAUCAAAGUCACUACAAAGCCAGCAACAACAUUGAGUUUCAGUAUCAAAGAACAACACCAGCAGCAGCAAAGCAUUGAUGACCAUCUACCUCUUCCACUGCCUGACCUGCCAUCCCAUGUCAAAGAGAAGAUCCUCUUCCUUGAGCUCUUGGGCAUAGACUCCGGCCGUGCCCUCUCUCUCAACCCUGAUCUCCGCUCCGCCUCAUCAGACUCUAUCAACUCCAUUGUAUCAUACCUCCUCUCCAAGGGAAUUCACCACAAAGACCUCGCCCGCAUUUUUGGCAUGUGCCCCAAGAUCCUUACUUCCAGCAUCUCUGCCGAUAUCGCCCCUGUUUUCCGCUUCCUCUACAGCGAUCUCCUCGUCCCCGAGUCAAAUUUUCGGAGAGUCAUCAACAAGUGCCCCAGAUUACUAGUUUCAAGUGUCAGAGACCAGCUCAAACCUGCCCUCAUUUACUUGCAGAGACUUGGUUUCUAUGACAAAGAGUCCUUAGCGUAUCAUGAUACUAUACUGUUAGUUUCCAAUGUUGAGAAAACUCUCAUUCCCAAGUUGCAGUAUCUUGUAAACCUUGGUUUUACUCGCGAUGACGCCGUCGCAAUGGUGCUCCGGUGCCCAGGUUUGUUCACCUUCAGCAUUGAGAACAAUUUCAAGCCGAAAUACGAAUACUUUGCCGAGGAGAUGAGUGGGACAUUGGAGGACCUCAAGGAAUUUCCUCAGUAUUUUGCCUUUAGUUUGGAGAAGAGGAUCAAACCCAGGCAUCAGCAACUGAUUCAGUUUGGUGUCUAUGUUCCUCUCCCUGAUAUGCUCAAGACCACAGAUGAGGAGUUCAAGGAUAUGAUUCAUAAACAAAAGGCGAAAUUGUAAAUAGAAUAAUUCACCCUUGCUUGUUAUUUUGUAUAUAAUUUAUGCAGUUCGAAAUGAUGAAAAUAAUGGAUUUGAGGAUUUUUCAAGCCAUUGUUAGCUUCUAAUGUGCCAUUGAAGCAGUUUUAAGCAUAGUAUACUCUACUUCUU